Messenger RNA from Paramecium pentaurelia, 890 nucleotides. Lineage: Eukaryota; Ciliophora; Oligohymenophorea; Peniculida; Parameciidae. The record is from the annotation of a GenBank genome assembly.
AUGCAAGAUGAAGAAAUACUUAGAUGGUAUUUGAAAAGAUUUAUAAUUGAAGUGAUGAAAUAUAAGACUACAAUGACUAACCUUAGAUAAUGAAAAAUUUAGAAUAGAUCAGGCAUUUAAUUUGGCAUGGUUCAUAUAAUUUGAGUGCAUAAAAGGAAGGCAAAUGGUAUCCAACUUGGAAGGAAGAAAAAAUUGAUGCUGGAGGGACUUAUAUUAAUUAAAAGGAAUAAAGAAUGUUUAAUGGAUAGAAUUAAGCUAAAAUUUUUGGGAGUAUUUUGAUAUUUAAUAUUUUAGCAAAGCUUAAGUAUUUGAAAAGGGAAAGUAUUCUAAUAAUAAGAGAUGUGAUAAGUGGGAGUUUUUCCACAAUAAUUAAUUAGUGUAUUAUUAUUUCAUAAUUAUUAAGGAGUGAGGGUCUUUAUUCAUAAAAUGGCUUAAAAAAUGGAAGAUGGUCUGAUUUACAUGAUAAUUAUCAUGAGUAUUUAAUUUUAUCCAUUUAAUAGAGGGAAUAAAGUCAUUCUUAAUGGAGAGUAUUUGGUAGGGUAAAAGGUUAAAAAGUGGAAUAUAGUAUUAAAGGGAACAUAAAUGUAAUAAGAAUUCAUUAUUUUUCAAAGGUGGAGGAUAUUAUAAUGAAAUAGGAGAAAAGGAUGGAAAUUGGAUAUAGUGGAAAUGGAUAUUAUGAUGAAAAUGGAAUUAAAACUGGUGAAUGGGUGGAGUUAGAUGAUUAAUUUGAAGAGUAUAAUAGUUAUUUAUUUUUAAAUAUGGAGUAGAUGAGAUAUUAAGGAAAAUAUGUUGAUGGUAUAAAAACUGGAAUUUGGAAAAGAUAGAAACGAAUAAAUGGCAAAGGAAACUUUGUAUCAGAUGAUGAAAAUGAGAACAAGUAAUUUAAGUGA